UUCCAUUCACCACUAAUGGAGGACUACACCCUUCCCAUACCUCUCUUAACUAAAACCGCCACCGCUACAAGCGGCGCUGCCAAUGAAGAUGCUAAAAAUAGGGCUUCCUCACCAAGUACUUCCGGUAUCAUUUGCCGUCUUCUCUUGGUAAUCCUCAUCGGAACAAUCUCCGUAUGGGCAAAACACGAAGCAUCAAAAGGAUUCAAGGUAACCGUAAUCAACAGCGCCGCCAUCAAACACUCCCCGGCGGGGAGACGCUUCCAUCUCUUUUACGUAUCCAACGAUGAAGCCACUCGAAUCAUCUUGAGCACAAGCGCCGUGGUCGAAAACAUUCUUUACCCCAAUCAUCCCCACCAAACAAAGAAGCCAGUUCAUCAUGUCGUUCUUCAGUUAACCGCCGCCGGAGAAGAUAACCCGUCGAAGACCAAAGUCAGUGUGGCCAGAAGCAAAGAGAAAGAAUCCGUUUACAUCAUCAGCUUAAGUGCAUCGAUAAUGGAGGAGAGUAAUUUCAAGUACAGUGUGGUAUCAGCUAUACAACUUGCCAUGGCUCGUAUAUGGGUGUGGGAUGGCGAGUCCAGUGGUGGUGCUCCACCUUGGCUCAUCGACGGCAUGGCGGAGUACAUAUGGAUGAGAGCCGGAUUCGGCCAAGGCGAAGAGACAACACAGCAUUUGGGAUCGAAUUUCAGACCAGACAAGUUGUGUUUUGUUGUUUCCGAGUUAUGUUCGAAAUGGAAGAUGAAGAUGAAUGGUGAUGAUGAUGGGAAACGGGCAAAACCAGGCGGUGUUUGCAGGGAAGAAGGAAAGGAUCCGAAGAUUGUGGCAGAGGCUUUGGACUAUUUAGAGCAGAGAAACAAAGGGUAUGUUGAAGGAUUGAAUCAGAUUCUCAGAGAUGGAUGGGAUUGAAGUUUGAAAACUGCCAUUAAUUUAUUCAAGAACAGCAUUGGUGGAUC
This is a messenger RNA of Hibiscus syriacus, 950 nucleotides long. RefSeq lists its product as uncharacterized. Lineage: Eukaryota; Viridiplantae; Streptophyta; Magnoliopsida; Malvales; Malvaceae. The record is from RefSeq and is a predicted model, not a curated record. The transcript has a single exon. Bases 16 to 903 code for a protein of 295 amino acids.